AGGAAGGAUUUAUACCUUUAAAGGCUCAGUGCCAAAUCCUCAUAGAAGGCGGUCCACUGGAAUGUACUUCCACUCAGGCACAAAACGUUUGUUGACACCCUACCUGACCUCUUUCUGAAGACUAAAUCUGUUUUACCACUAGGUAUUACAAGAUGAAGACCAAUUUUCUUGCCUCACAACUAUUUGAAAGAAAUUUAGUGCGGGACAACAUAACUGGGCCCAGGUAUGAGCGCCAUUUGAAUUGUGUGGACAGUGCAGAAGACUCUUCCUCCACUGACAGUCAGCCUGAGUUGGAGAAUGGGAUCAACAACGCUGGGACCCCCAAUGCCAGGUGCCGCAAAGAGGUGCAUUUAGCCUUCUUACCAGCAAAUUAUCAACCUUUGAUGGUAUAUGAUGAGGAGCGAGAGAAAGUACGAGAAGAGAAGAAGAAAAGGAAGAAGGAAAAAUACAAAAAAGUGAGAAAGAAUGUGAGGAAAGCCCUAAAAUGCACCUGGAGAUGUCUGAUGCUUGGCUUGUACAAUUUUGCUCUGGGAUAUUCAACCCCUAUGUCAGUGGUUACUACAUUUUCACCUGAUUUUCAUCAAGGACAAAACUGGCCAUAAAGAUUAAAGCAACUUGGACUGUAUGCUAUAUUUUGUACAUGGUGCUGCUUUUGAGUGACCAAGAUAUCUGCAUGAAACUCCUUUGUAACAUUUCAAUCAGUUCCAUCAAAACAAGCAUCAACUGGAACAACAGAGAGGUCGAUGUAUUUACAGUAUUGUGUAUACAGUGGCAAUAUCAUAUAUUAUGUUAUUGUAUAUGUUAGGCCUAUUGUAUUAAUUUCCAUCUUUUAAGACUGAAAUGGUAAGUUCAGAGAGGAAUUUAUAACUGGAAAACUGUUGGUGGUAAUUAAAUUGUAGAGUUGUUUGAGUGGAACUUUCAGCAAGUAGGGUCCACCUUAGUACAGAAGGUGCAAAACAUGGUGUUGUAGAGCUAAAUAAGCUGUCAGGUGUAAAUAAACUAAUGUUUUCAUAAUUCUU
Molecule: messenger RNA, 1019 nt
Organism: Boleophthalmus pectinirostris (great blue-spotted mudskipper)
Lineage: Eukaryota; Metazoa; Chordata; Actinopteri; Gobiiformes; Gobiidae
Product: required for drug-induced death protein 1-like
Exons: 2
Coding region: 153-602 (149 amino acids)
Source: RefSeq, a predicted model, not a curated record